UAUAUAAGGGGAUGGUGGUGCUAUCAUUCGCAGUGGAGCACGUUCUCUUCGCUGAUUGAAGGCAUCCAUUCAAAAAAUUGCAAUUCUCCGUUCGGUCUUUCGACAACGUUCCCAGGAUUAAUUGAUCGAAGAGAUUCGUUUUCGAGGAAACUACGAGCCAUAAUGGACACGAAAGAUUUCAUCGAUUUUGGCAAGGCGACCGUCGAUUUAUUGGCCAACUACACGGAUACUUUGAGGGACAAGAACGUGCUUCCGGAUGUCGAGCCUGGAUAUCUGAGCGAAUUAUUACCCGAGGAAGUUCCGCAGAAACCGGAUACGUGGCAGGAGGUGUUGAAAGACGUCGAGCGAUACAUCAUACCUGGGUUGACUCAUUGGAAUUCACCGCAUUUCCACGCAUUUUAUCCGACCGCGAACUCCUAUCCGGCAAUUGUGGGUGAAAUGAUGAGCGCAGGCAUGAGUUGCAUAGGAUUUUCAUGGCUUGCUUCACCUGCGUGUACCGAGCUCGAAGUUAUCACGAUGAAUUGGCUGGGGAAACUAGUAGGAUUGCCCGAUGAGUUCCUGAAUUACAAGGGAGGCUCCGGAGGAGGCGUUAUACAGGGAUCGGCGAGUGAAACCACCUUCCUGUGUUUCUUAGCAGCAAGGGAACAAACUGUGCAUCGCGUGAGGCGUCUUCAUCCAGAAUAUAGCGAAGACUACAUCAGGUCUAAAUUGGUCGCCUAUACAUCUGAUCAAUCGAACUCCUCGGUGGAGAAGGCGGGAAUUAUAAUGGCGAUACCCAUGAAACUCGUACCGUCCGACGACAAGUACUCUCUUCGAGGCGAAACGUUGUUGAAAGCGAUCAAGGAAGACCUGGAGAAUGGCCUCAUACCGUGUUACGUCGUGGCCACUUUGGGUACCACGGGCACCUGUGCCUUCGAUAACCUUCAAGAACUGGGACCAAUUUGCAACGAGUACAACAUCUGGUUGCACGUAGAUGCUGCUUACGCAGGCGCUGCUUUCGUCUGCCCCGAGUACCGGUACUUGAUGUCUGGCGUUGAGUAUGCCGACUCCUUCAACAUUAAUCCGCACAAAUGGCUGCUCGUUAAUUUCGAUUGUUCCACGCUCUGGCUCAAAGACGCCAGGCGACUCGUCGAGGCUCUUAGUAUAGACAGAAUUUACCUGGCGCACGAUAAACAAGGACUCGCUCCAGAUUACAGAAACUGGCAAAUUUCAUUGGGCCGACGCUUUCGUUCCCUGAAACUGUGGUUCGUGUUGCGUCUUUACGGAGUGGAGGGCUUACAAAAGCACAUAAGAGAAACGAUAAAAUUGGCCGAGAUGUUCGAACGAUACGUGAAAGACGACAACAGAUUCGAAUUGGCGACGGAGAGGGCUAUGGGGCUGAUUUGCUUCAGGUUAAAGGGUGACGAUCGAUACACCGGGGAACUUCUCGACCGCGUGACAGCCGAGAAAAAGAUCUACGUGGUUCCAGCAACGAUUCGCGAUAAAUUGGUCAUUCGUUUCGUCAUUGGUAGCCGCUUGUGCACAGAGGCAGACAUAGACUUCGCAUGGAACCAGUUCACGAAACAUGCGACGGACAUCCUGCGGUCGCAACCGAUCGAGAACGCCAUUCGUCCUUCCGUUCAGGAAAAAUCCUUGAACGGCAUAGCGACCAGACUAGAAAAUUUGAAUUCCGAGUCGAAGAUCCAAAAGAUAUCGUAGAAUUAAUUAAGAAAAAAGUACGUAAGAACCGACGAAGCUUUUCGAUACUCGAUGACGGUGAAAUUGUCGAAUAAAAAUAUCACUCAUUUUGGCAAUUCGAUAAACAUUUGAUGGAAAAUAGUACAAAUACGGACUAAAAUGAAUCGCUGUACUAAUUAAUUAUUCAGGUAUACGAUGACACGUUCAACUCGAACCGGAUGGAAGGAGACCAUGUGUGAUUUAGUUUAAAUACAAACAUUAACAUCUUCCCUUUAAGAAUAAAUAUUUAUAACAAACUUUCCCCCUCUCUCUAACAUUUUCACUCAUAGUUCGCCGCUGUUAGGCGCUGUACUUGGAAUAUUGUUACGAAAUGUUUAAAUUGUUGUACGUUACAAAUACGUGCAACAAGUAUCAUGUAAAACUGUCGAAACGCAAUAAAU
Hylaeus volcanicus is the source of this 2117-nucleotide messenger RNA. Its product is annotated as aromatic-L-amino-acid decarboxylase-like. The transcript is spliced from 9 exons. Gene Ontology annotation, biological process: catecholamine metabolic process; amino acid metabolic process. Gene Ontology annotation, molecular function: pyridoxal phosphate binding; aromatic-L-amino-acid decarboxylase activity. The coding region runs from base 163 to 1698 and encodes 511 amino acids. Lineage: Eukaryota; Metazoa; Arthropoda; Insecta; Hymenoptera; Colletidae. The record is from RefSeq and is a predicted model, not a curated record.